AUCGAUUGUAUAAUAUUAGUAUAUUUUGACGUUUAUUAAUCAAGUAAAUUAUUUACUGUAUGUGGUUGCAUAAAUGAGGCUAUAUACUUCUCAGAGUAAUAUGCCUGCCCUGUAUCAGAGCAGCGCGUGUUGAUGGAAAAUGUUAUUGUUUAACAUGACGUUUGAUUAUUUUAGAAAGAGUAUAUAUCUCAAAAGCAUAUAGUAUUCAGUUGAAAUUGGAAACGUACUUCCCUUUGUGAAUGUGGCGAUUGCGCACUGUGCACACUGGUGCGCUUUUUGGGUUGGAAGACAGACAGGCAGCCAGAGAGACAGCGAGAGAGAUAGAAAGAGAGAGGGGUUUCUCAUACACAGACAUUGCAUUGCAUUGAUGUCUUGGAUGUACUCUGAUUGAGUAGCCUAGUUAAGCGUUUGGGGAAACUAUAAGAAGGCAGAAGCCAUGAAGAAACAACUCCACCAAAUACCCUAAAUACACCAUCAAGGAAUAAUGUCGAUGUAUAAUGGGACUGGAGAAACGGGCGGAAAGGACUAUACCUAUGUACGGGUUUGUGCGUCGACCAUCGCCUUCAUAACAUUGGCAUUCUUCAACAUCGUCAUUAACUGGACUAUACUGCGCGAGGAUCGACUUCGGGGCCAUGCGCGCUUUGUGUUGGUUUUUCACCUGUUGGUGUCCGCUCUGGUGUACUUCGGAAUGUGUUCUGUUUUCUACCUCCAGAUCUACUUCGACGCCAAGCCGGUGGCAUCCAUAUGUGUGGCCAUGAUAACCGUCCUAAUCACCAGCGCGUCCAAUAUCCUUCUGACUCUCACUGCUAUGUCGCUGGACCGUUAUUUUGCUGUCUGCCAUCCUCUGUGGUACAGUUCUGUCUGGCAAUGGCCUUGGCUAGUUGGGCUACUGACAUGGGGACUCGCACUGGUUAUCCCCCUCACUCUGCUCUCCAAGACAGAGAUGCUCGGCAGUGAUACACAUGUGGAAUGUGGAAGGGAACAGCUGAAGAAAGGUGGCCUGGAAAAAAUAUUGUUGAUAUCUGUGUGCACGGCGCUCAUUCUGUACAGUUAUGUAAGGAUACUGUUUGAGGGGCGACGGUUGGGAGUGAUGAAUCGACGCAACAUGGUCGGAUGCAAGACCCUCGCCCUGCACGGUACUCAACUCGCCGUAUACAUCCUCCCCAACUUCAUGAACUUUGUGCUAACAGUUCUCCAGAAACAAGGACAUAUUCAGCCGGAGACCAAAGAACUGUCUGCGGUGGUUAGUUUCGCCUUCUUCAGCUUGGCGCAGUGCGUCGCACCAAUCGUCUACGGGUUGCGUAAAGAGGAACUCAUGGAGCAGGUGCAUCGCCGAUUCCCUUGUUGUUCCCGCCACCUGAAAACCGUCCUGGGCCCGGUUUCCCAAAAUCAUCUUAAGGCUAAUUUCAUAUUAGAGCCCAAAAGCCUAGGUUCUAACGAUGAAUUUAGCCUUAAGAUGCUUUUGAGAAACCGGGCCCUGGAGUGGACCUGGCGUGCCAUAACGCCUUGUCUGCAUUCCCAGUCAAGUGAAAGAAGACUGACGUUCCAGACACUCAUCUCACUGGAGCCCCCACAGACCCCAGUUUGAGGGGACGCCGGGAGCUUAGAAGCCACCGUUCCAGACACUCAUCUCACUGGAGCCCUCACAGACCCCAGUUUGAGGGGACGCCGGGAGCUAAGAAGCCACCGUUCCAGACACUCAUCUCACUGGAGCCCCCACAGACCCCAGUUUGAGGGGACGCCGGGAGCUUAGAAGCCACCGUUCCAGACACUCAUCUGACUGGAGCCCUCACAGACCCCAGUUUGAGGGGACGCCGGGAGCUAAGAAGCCACCGUUCCAGACACUCAUCUCACUGGAGCCCCCACAGACCCCAGUUUGAGGGGACGCCGGGAGCUAAGAAGCCACCGUUCCAGACACUCAUCUCACUGGAGCCCCCACAGACCCCAGUUUGAGGGGAUGCCGGGAGCUAAGAAGCCACCGUUCCCGUAACUUCACUACCCACGAGUACUUCUCCUGUGCUCCAUAGACUGGGCUGAAGACGUUUUGUACCAGCCUGAUACUGCCUUUUAGAUGUCAUUGAGACAACGGUGGAUGGGGGGACAUAGCAACCAGACGAAAGGUGUCGCUCUCACUAUAAACAUUUGAGACGAGUCUCCAUUUUUUUUUGCCAAUGAACAUUCAUACAGUACUUGGUUAUCCAGCAUCUGUACAAAGCUGUGAAAGUGCUUCUGUUCUACCCAGGGUGUCGUGACUUUAUAGGCUUGGGGCAUCACUAUGGACAGACCAGCCUCAGACGACCUGUAAUGCAUUAACUGUACUGUGUCAGAGAGGAGUCAAGCAGGAAUUUGACUUGUAUUACAGUACAAGACCACCUGACCAUCAGAAUUGACUGGAUGUGCAUUGUGCAAUAUAGCCUACUUUGAAGGAGUUGAUUCAUUAAUGAUAAUUGAAGCAGCAAUGUCAGAUUUUUUUGUGUGAGAUAAAGUCAAGACAUCUUUUAUUUGAGAUGAAAAGAUCCCGAUUCAUUCAAACAAGAGCCAGAUUGAACAUUGUUGCCCAUCUUCAUCGCCAUGUGAACCUCAGUGGCAAAUUCUCUGUAAUAAAAGAGCUGAAACUGUGAACAGCACGUGAUAUGGA
Messenger RNA from Oncorhynchus kisutch (coho salmon), 2638 nucleotides. RefSeq names its product odorant receptor 131-2-like. The transcript has 2 exons. The coding region runs from base 485 to 1588 and encodes 367 amino acids. Gene Ontology annotation, biological process: detection of chemical stimulus involved in sensory perception of smell; G protein-coupled receptor signaling pathway. Gene Ontology annotation, cellular component: membrane. Gene Ontology annotation, molecular function: odorant binding; G protein-coupled receptor activity; olfactory receptor activity. The record is from RefSeq and is a predicted model, not a curated record. Lineage: Eukaryota; Metazoa; Chordata; Actinopteri; Salmoniformes; Salmonidae.